UAUUAUUAAAGAUUAAGAAAUUUAGGAUAAGCCACUUGGUCAGCUCCAAAAGGGAUGCCCAACCCAUCAUAUAGUUCUCUUUGAUGUCUUGGAAUAUUCGCAAAACUUCAAAGGGGUACAAACGCGGUUGAGCAAAUUACUUCCAGAACUAAUUUUCAAGGGUCAAUCGUUCCAUUAGCUUGUCAAGAUCUUUAAACCUUGUUUCGUGAUAUAUGGGCUCUUUUUGGUAUGGGCUUAACCACUUGUAAGUUGUUUCCUCCUUGAGUGCUUUUGCUGGGAAAGGCUAUUUCAUUCGCUUUGUUGCUCAUCUUAACAUUGGCCCAUUUGGAUCCACUAUUGAGCACUUUAAUAAACUCUAGGAUUUGCUCCUGUUCUGACCCAGUUUCCUUCUUGAAGAACUGGCUUUUGUUAUGUUUCCUGUGCUUGAUCCUUUGCCAAACAUUGGUAACUCUUUCGCGGACUCUCUCCUCCAACGAGAGUUCUUUCUCUGGUGAAGACGAAGAGACGCUCAGGAUGGUAUCUCCAGACUCUAUGUUCUCGCUAUCAUUAUUGUCUAAGAUAUUGACCUUGAAGCACAUGGGGUCUUCACUACAUGAGUUUUCAUCUCAUACGAAUAUCUUGUCUUUGUAAUAACUAUCGAAGUCAAACAUUUCUUUGCAAACUCUAAGUUGAGUAUUAUGUUAAUUUUUGUCUC
Molecule: messenger RNA, 694 nt
Organism: Moneuplotes crassus
Lineage: Eukaryota; Ciliophora; Spirotrichea; Euplotida; Euplotidae
Source: the annotation of a GenBank genome assembly